Molecule: messenger RNA, 3993 nt
Organism: Styela clava
Lineage: Eukaryota; Metazoa; Chordata; Ascidiacea; Stolidobranchia; Styelidae
Product: beta-1,4-galactosyltransferase 1-like
Biological process (GO): carbohydrate metabolic process
Cellular component (GO): Golgi apparatus
Molecular function (GO): galactosyltransferase activity
Source: RefSeq, a predicted model, not a curated record
UUCCUGUGAAGACGUUUGUUCGUGCAAAACCCCAAAACUUUGAGGACAUAAAUAUGUAUGUUUGCUUACGAUGACAACCUCGGCGGCGGUUCAUUUGACGUUACGUUUACAACUACCAUCCGCUAGGAUAGAUUAAUAUUUACCUAAGCUGCGAAAUAUGGAUUCCAAGUUGAAAGUAUUCACAUUUCAGCCUGCGGCUUCGAGACAGCGUCUGAACGUAAAUUCAAGAGUUACUUUGUCAUUUAUUUAAUUAUACAACUGGAGAACAUUCUAUCAGCAAAAACACUAGCACAGCACAGAUAAUUUUCUGCCGCAGAAGUAUAGAACAAUUCACUUAGCUUUUAUCAAGGGAAAUACUUUACGUGGAAGACUUGUUCAAAUAUCUAGCUUCGAAUAUAAAAAGAAUUCUAUAGAACCAGACAGCGUAAUCUCUGAUUGAUCGCAACUCAAUAUCGAGAUUUCUAUGUUUGGUUUAGAACCACUAUUUACUUUAGUGUAGUUUAAGAAACCAAAAUUACAAAUCCACUGGGGAUUAACACAAUGUCCCUUUGAGAAACAUGCGCCCAGUCAGCCUUCAGCUUCACUCAUUGUGCGUAUAUAACACGCCAACAACUUCCUUCCCAUGCGCAUAUCGCGCCUUAUGCGUAAUGUGCGACAUAAUCAAUGAUCAAGCAACUUACACUUAUAGGAACCGAGGUUCGCAAGCAACAAGCCGGCAUGAUUAUUACGACAGGCUGCUCGUCGGCUUCAAGUUGGGUUACCGCAAUUAGAUUUAGCAACACGCUCAUUCGCAAAGUAGGUCAAGAUUGUGAAUCACGUGUUCAUGAGAUAUGUGUUAACGCGAGACAGAACAGUUAAAGCGAUGCUCUUUUAGGCCGAGUGUGCUGGUAUAGCUAAUGAAGCUCUGUAUUAGACGAGGGAGUUUUGCAAACAAGUACUGAUGUUUGCGCCUGGUACAUGGUAUCUGCUUUUCAUAAGUUAUCUGAUUAUUUACAGCUAAUAGCCGGAUAUGAAUAAGGUUUUCAUUUUUUCUAGCUUACGAGUGAUUAACAUUAUAAUGCUUGAAUUUUUGUAUAGUUUUAUGUUGUUGUUGGUUAAAAUAAGGCUAACAAGUACACAUAGAUAACAAAAUUAAUAAAACUUUCCCGGAUAUGCGAUUUCCGCCCGCAAAAUUAUGCCUUCUGGUCAGCUCCCUUGCAUUUUUCAAUUUCGGUGUAUUUGUAAUGUUUGCGCCCAAACAAUGGAAAGCAGCGCGAUUUUUCAGACUGAGUUACAGAAAAAUAGACGAUUAUGUAAUCCCAAACAUCACAGUUGUGGGGUACAGAAACGAACUUGUUCCAACUUACGACAUGGACUGUCAAGAAGAUGCACAUCUGUUUGGAAAUAUCACAGUAAAUAUGUCUGCUGCAGAAGAGACAUAUUGGACUAUAUCGAACAUUGUACCACCAGUACGGAACCUUACGUCAAACGAAACAUGCAAGUAUUUGGGACAACAUGCUAUGAUAAACGGUACAACAUCGAAAGAGACGGCCAUUUUCGAACCAAUUCACUGUCGCUUCAAACAUUCGGUGGCAAUUAUAAUACCUUUUCGUGACCGCGAAGAGCAUUUACGUAUCCUUUUGGGUCAUCUAAUACCAAUACUCCAAAGACAACUUAUUCGGUACAGCGUAUUUGUGGUAUCACAAAUGGGCAAAGAAACAUUCAACAAAGGCAGAUUAAUGAAUACAGGAUUUGAAUUUGCUGUCAGAACAGGACAACGUUCAGGAAUACCGUUCAGUUGCUUCAUUUUCCAAGACGUUGAUUUACUGCCAGAAUACGACACCUUACGAUACCAGUGUUCAGAGGGGAGAAACGUAGUUGAUCAUUUGUCUACUUCAAUAAAUAAAUUCGAUUACAAACCAUUAUGUUGUGGAAUGACUGUUGGUGGAGUUGUUGCAUUUGGCGAACGUCAGUAUCGCAAGGUGAAUGGAUUUCCCAACUCAUAUUGGGGUUGGGGAGGAGAGGAUGACGAUAUCAAUAAACGAAUUCAUUUUCGGAGAUUAAGCAUUGUUCGACCAAAAGAACCUCUAGGAAGAUACACAAUGAUAAAACACGAUCGAGAUAAAUUAAAUCCAUGGAACAGUCAAGUCGAUAGAAACGUUCGCCUUGCAUUAAGAAGAAUCAGAUCAGAUGGGCUCAACAACCUAAACACAAAAAUAGUAGAUGUCGAAAAUUACCCCUUGUUUACGAAUGUACUUGUGGACGUUGGGACACCUUGACGACUUCAUAGUGGAAGAUAGUUGGUAUAUGUACACCGAUUUUGUGCCUUUGAUUUGUGCUGCAAGAACGUCGUUCAAUGGAAUUACUUAUACGUAGAAUGGAUCUUCAAAAAAUGUAUCUAUGCAAUACAAAAAUUAACCACGAGAAGUUGGAAAGUUGCAUAUGUAUAUUAUAUAAAUCUAUUACUGUGAGAGUUGGAGAUUGCGUUCCACACUAAUUGUUCGGAUACGAUGGCCAUGUGACAUAUAAAACUUCAUUCAAAAUAUUGCACAUUUUAACUGUCCAUAAUCAUUUGCAAAUUGUACAGUAUUCAAUUUUAUUAUUAGGUUUCUUCAAAAACUGCCGCGUAAUUGUGUUCAUUUUUUAUUUGUAAUUGCAAAACAGGCACGAAUCGAGCAAAUUUAGUUUGAUUUCAUCGGUAAAAUCGGAAAAAAAUAAUAAUAUUUCUCCAGUCAUUCUUUAAGGUUUAUGUUUUCGCUAAUAAUAUAUGGUCAAUAUUUACUGUUUUGGAACGUCUCAUCCUAAACCCCUUCCGAAUAAGAGUUUUUUCGAAGCCAGGCAAUCAUAAUGUACACGCACUGUAUUAACGACACGUACUUUAUGAAUAUCUUUUUGAACAAUUUUUAUUUUUAAAUAUUUAUUUAUUUUUUAAAUUUUUUUUAGUAAUGCGUUGCAAACAGCAAAUUGCAGUUUUAUAUUUAUUGUUUCCCGUUAGAAAUUGACUUACGAAACUCGGAAUGACGUUGCACUAUGUGAGACUAACCGAUCCAAUAAUUUGUAUUCUUAUUGUAGAUUAUGAUUGCAUUUCUUGCCUCGUUGUUAAAAAAAGAAGAAAUUAUUUUAUUUCUAAAAACAGUGACUAAGUUUUAAGUCUUAACUGCGUUUAAAACUAAAUAUAGUUGAGUAGAAAUAUAAUAAACAUACUAAUAUAGUGUACUUCUAUAGAAUGUACCUUUGCAAGAAGCAAGGGUAUUUACAAUUCGACGUACUGUUCCCUCAUGCUUUCAUUUAACAAAGCAAUUCGAAUCUUUCAUGUUUAAUUUUUUGAAACACCUUGGUAGGUUUUAUUUGGACAGUUUUGGUCCUUUUUAGGUACGACCAUAGUAUGUAAACUAAGGUGGCGGACACCGGAACGUAGUGUGUGUACCAGGUCAGGGUUAGGCCAUAAUUUCAGGUACAAAUACUACGGGAGUCAAUUGGCUAGUCCCCGAACUCGUAAUAUAACUAAUAUAGAGAAAAUUGGAAUAAAAUUAUGGCCUAACCCUUACCUGGUACACAUACCAUGUUCCGGUGUCCGCCAUCUUGGUUCACAUACUACGGGAGCGCCUAUUUUUAUACACAAUGGUAUACAAAGCUAUAGUCACAAGUCGUAAGAAAGUGACGAGCGGUAUUAUGCAACAAUGUGUUCUACCUAUGACUCUCAUGUUGCAAAUAAAUGAAAAUUAAAACGCAAACUGUUGAAAACAGCUCAUGUGAAAAAAUAAUCAUGUUAUGAACUAUAUUUGGGUUUUUGUCAAUAUUACUUCAUUAUGCUCAACCUAUUUUUCCUCAUCCGCAUCCACUCGUGAUAUUAUGUUUUUGUUUAGCCGUUAUAUGCACCCAAUUGUUAAAAAAUUGUUUUGUCCAACAUGUCUUUAGUGAUUAAAAUUUUGCUUCAAAUUUUUUGUUCUGUCUUCAAAAUUUAUUCUGAAUACAAUAACAUUGUGGAUGCUAUUUAUAAUGUCCAACAGAAUU